This is a messenger RNA of Rhizopus microsporus ATCC 52813, 225 nucleotides long. RefSeq lists its product as uncharacterized. Gene Ontology annotation, molecular function: RNA polymerase II cis-regulatory region sequence-specific DNA binding; DNA-binding transcription factor activity, RNA polymerase II-specific. Lineage: Eukaryota; Fungi; Mucoromycota; Mucoromycetes; Mucorales; Rhizopodaceae. The transcript has a single exon. Gene Ontology annotation, cellular component: nucleus. The record is from RefSeq and is a predicted model, not a curated record. The annotation marks the transcript as partial. Gene Ontology annotation, biological process: regulation of transcription by RNA polymerase II.
UGCGACUUUGAAGGCUGUACCAAGACAUUUACACGUACUUAUAACCUAAAAUCACAUAAACGAACACAUACGGACGAAAAGCCAUUUGAAUGUAGUAUAUGCUUUAAAACAUUUGCAAGACAACAUGAUAGAAAUAGACACGCCAAGUUACAUUUGGGCCUGAGGCCCUUUUCAUGCCAAUACUGCAAUAAAUCAUUUGCUAGACAAGAUGCUCUCAACCGUCAU